GAGAAGUUGUCAGCUGUCUGCGCGCGCUGCUGGCGGUACUAGCUGUGGGGAGGACGACCACCGCGGACCCUCGGAGUCAGUCGUGCCUCGUCCUUCGUCCUGGAAGGUCGUCCUACGGGAUGGUAUAGAUUGCCUGGCAUCCUGCUAUACAGGAUGACAUCUCUCGUGACGGUCGCGCUGAUGGCGGCCGCUGUGAUGGCUGCUACGCCGGACGAGCCUAGGGGCGUUAUAGGGGCCCGUAAGCUUGCCACCGCCGUCGACUGUAGCGGGGCGGUAGCCUUCUCUGGGGGCGGGCUGCGCGGCAUCCUCCCAGGCGGUCAAGUCAGCUAUCAGAGGGUCCUGAACGACCGUGGGGUCGGUUGGAGCUUGGAGACAGGGGAGUUCACGUGUCACUGCCCGGGACUGUACCAGUUCGCCUUCGCCGGCUACGGGGAAAAGCCUAACACCAGACUGAUGCUGAAGAAGAGGGAGGCGAACACUACGGAAUGGGUCGACGUCGUCGCUGCAGGAGGUCCAGCUGCUGGAGGAGGCUCCAGCGUUGCCCUCUUGGACCUGGAGGUCGGAGACCACACCGCCGUCUGGCUUCUAGAGGGAACUCUCCUUUCAGACACCACAUCCACGAGUUUCAGCGGAUACAGGAUCAUCAAGAAAUAGAGUCAGGAGUCCCUCAGGGUUAACUCUCAGCAUCUGUUCUUUUUCCAACAAUAGACAUCACCGAAUGCGAUCGGAAAAGGAACAGCUCCGUGGGUGGACUCCAUCAACGUGAUAUUAAACUAUUGCUUUGUACAUUACAACGUACGACUUACUUGCAUGGCUAUGUCUAGUAACAACCUGUGCCAUCUUGUCACCCACUACCCAGUACAAAUAACGUCCACCUUUCCAAUAGUAACAAUAGCCGUAGAUGCGGUGUUCUGUAUCAGCUGUGAUGUGUAUUAACCUAGUCAGUGUGUAUCGGCGAGCCCGGGCCGCCGUCUUGUGUACCGAGAGUGACUCAUGGGUAAGAUGUGUAUCUCCUAUCAGAACAUUGCAUGCGGGCAUGGCGCUGGCUGUAGAAUCUCUGCUUGUUGGUGCCAGCACAGAGCUCCCUUUUUCUUGUAAAAACUUUAUUGUGUGCCUGUACUUUUCCGAUUAAACUUUGUCAACACAGA
This is a messenger RNA of Homalodisca vitripennis (glassy-winged sharpshooter), 1148 nucleotides long. RefSeq lists its product as uncharacterized. The transcript has 3 exons. Gene Ontology annotation, molecular function: protein binding. Lineage: Eukaryota; Metazoa; Arthropoda; Insecta; Hemiptera; Cicadellidae. The record is from RefSeq and is a predicted model, not a curated record. Bases 154 to 654 code for a protein of 166 amino acids.